AUGGCCUCGACCCUAGGCCUAGACGGUCGUCGGGCCCGGCUCCAGCAGCUCGCUGCCGAAUGGGGGGUCCACACCCUGCCACCUGUAGCCCCACCGACCCCGGCCCCGCCAAGCCGAACUCCCUCCGACGACUUCCAUGCCGAGGAGCUGCUCAAGCGACGACGGUUGGCGGCGAACCAGGACAAGCACUCUCAGGGUGGCAUCAAGCGGGCAUUCAGCUCGGCCAAGAAAACAUGGGAAGCCCAGGAGAUAUUUGAGGCUCUCGAUGGCCACGUCGCCAACUGCGGCGCGCCGGGCGUCGCCGAUGCCCUCAUCGCGAAGCUGUUGCUAGUCGGUGGGAACCUGAAUGUGUCAAAUGUCAAAGGGAAAACCGGACUGCUCAGUCGGCGAAGGAGCAUCGAGUCCAUGGAACGCAGCCGGAUUCUGCAAAAGGCUGUUGAGCACCGCCAGCUUGACAUGGUUGCCGUGCUAGCCCAGCACGCUGAUCCUCUUACCCUCGACGCGGCACUCCCCCAUGCAAUCCGCUCCGGCGACCUCGCCCUGCUGAAUAUACUGCUCAAACGGGGCGCUAACUGCACACAGACGCAGGACGCUCAGGAUGCCUUCCGCCAGAUGUGCAUCAUGGGCGGCCACGCCGAUCUGGUCGGCCUCGUGCUCCAGUCCGAAGGCAGACCCCCGCCGGGCUCGCUCUCCAUAGCCAUGGUUGAUGCUGCCAGAAAGGGCUGUCUCCAAACCGUUCUACGACUCAGCCGAGCCUCCGCCGAUGGCGAGUACAACAAAGGCGAAGCUCUUAAGGCGGCAGUCGCCCAGUGCAGGGUGGACAUCGCCCUCGCUAUCCUCACCGGUACAAAGCCGCCCACUUUCGGUGGCCAGGGAGUCAUGGAGAGUUUCACCUUGCUCGUCCAACAUACGACUGUCGGUCCAAACGAGAAGAUAGUUCUGGCAGAAGCGCUACUCUGCGCUGGAGCCUCCGGUGAUCCCGUUUCGCUCGCCCUCUCUCAGGCAUGCGCCACCGAGUUCUACGACAUGGUCAGUCUUCUCGUCUCGUACGGGGCCUCGAUAGAGUUCCAGAAUGCCAGCAUUCUCCGGAAUGUCCUUUCGAGGGGACAGACUAACCUGGUGCAACUGCUGCUCUCGGAGAGAACCGCCCUAAGCCCCAUCUUCGCAUCCGAGUGCGUUCGGUGCAUCCCAAAGGCGAUUGCACCCGAAGAUCGCCAUGCCAUCUUAAGCAUGCUAUUGCGGAAAGGUGCCGGGGGGACACCACUGCAUGAUGCUUUGGUGGACGCUGUACAAGCCGGCGAUUUAUACUCUGUUGAGCUCCUCCUAACACCCACUUUUCCCCGUGGGCAGCCUGGAUCGACCCAGGAUCUUCGCAACGGCACUCGAAGUACGAUCCAUUCCAGGCACGAGACGGCUUCUGUCGACUACAAGAAUGGUCUUGCGCUAAGCAAUGCCGUCAAAAUGGGUCACAUUCCAAUGGUGAAGCAGCUUGUGGCUAGCAGGCCAUCAACCCAGACACUCGACUCGGUGUUCCCGCAGGUUUACGACUUACAACCCUCUUCUAAUCGCUACCACAUCGCCGAGUGCUUUCUUACCGCCGGCCUUUCCAUGCCCUGUGUCUCGGCUGCGCUGCACAAGGCUAUCGAGGAACAGCCUCCCCGCAAAGACGAGCGUCUCAUCAGCAUGCUGCUGCGGUACAAUGUCGAUGUCAAUUUCAACGACGGAGCUGGGAUCUUGUCUGCGAUUGCGAUUCGAGAUUUGCCGUUGCUGGAAACCUUGCUCAGAAACAAGCCGUUGCCUCAAACCGUGGCCGCCGCGGUGGCCAGAGCGAUGACAGUGGACGAUAAACGGAGCCGGUAUCAGAUGGUACGGUUGCUUAUCGGGGCUGGUGCCGGUCGUGAUGGCACCGAAGUGUCUGAGGCCCUUGCGCAACUACUGCCUAUCCAGCCAGUCGACAUACCAUUAGCUACGCUGCUUCUAGAACAGGGCCAUGCCGAUGUCAACUUUAACCAAGGCCUUCCUAUUGCGCUAGCUGUCAAUGACCCGGACCCAAGCGUCCUUGAGCUCGUGCUCAAGCACGGUAAGCCGAAUCCUGAUGCACUGUACCGCGGCCUCGAAACCCUCACAGAGAUGCCCACCAACUCCGCCAAGAUAACCAAGGUCGACGCCAUCCUCCAUCGCACAAAGCAAAAGGAUAUGCUCAAUGCCGUCCUGUUCAAGGAGGUGCAGACACUCCUCAAGAGUCCUGCCGACAACCGCCAACUGGCCGUCCUCCGGUCACUUCUUUCCGCCGGCGCAGACGUCAAUGCCCACAAGGCCGCCGCGCUGUGCUGCGCAGUCAAAGCCGCUGAUGGGCCGAUCGUAGACUUGCUCUUCAGCGCUAAACCGAGUCCCGCUUCCUUGGCUGCGGCUUUACCCCAGUCGCUCAAUAUCCUGGACCCAAUGGAUCGCCUGGCCUUUACCCAGAAGCUCAUUGAGGCGGGCGCUCCCGGUGCGGAGGCGAACCGGGCAUUGGUUUACGCGAUCAAUGCCCAUCCCACCGAUCACCCCUUGAUUGCGCUUCUGGCGGCGCACGCAGAGUCGGCAGACGGUGAGGCCGUCAUCACCGCGGUAAAGAACGAGAACCCCGACAUUGUGAACCUGAUACUGGAGAAGAGCCGCCGGAAGUACGCCGCCGCAAGUGUUCUGGGGGACGCGUUUCAGGAGGCGACAAAGGUGAAGGGCAAGGAAAAGCGGGUCGCAAUCUGCACGUCGCUGCUUAAGAAGGGCGUGUCAGGUCAAAUCAUCUCGGACGCUCUGCUCGCUGCUGCCUCGGAUGGGGAUAUCGUGCUUGGCGGUGUCUUGAUGGAUCACGGGGCCAGCGUCGAGCAUCGGGAAGGGCAGGCCAUUGUUGAAGCCUGCGGGGCUGGCGCUCCAGGCGUUGUCAAGAUGCUGCUUGGCAGCAGGGUCGAAGUUAAGCAGCAGACCCUCGUCAAGGGGUUUCAGGCUGCCAGUCAGGUAGAUGAUCUCGCCAAACGAGCCGAGGUCUUCCGCCUUUUGCUCGCCAAGGGCGUUACUGGUGACGCCGUGGAUGCGGAACUGGUGUCGGCGGCCAAAUUAGGGGAUGAUGGCGAGAGCCUGGUGCGAUUACUGCUCGAAUUUGGCGCAAGAGUUGACUACAACGCGGGCGAGGCGAUCUGGAACGCCACGAGGGGCGCCAACAUGGCGAUUCUCAGGCUAAUGCUCGGUGUUGACGGGGUGGGCGACCGGCAGAAGAAGCCAUCCAAGACAACAUUGCUCCGAGCGCUCAAGGCGAGCCGGAAGCUGAGCAGAGAUGCGAGAUACCAGGUCACCGAAUGGCUCUUUCAAGCCGGAUUGCCGCCUUGUGAGGAGAUUCACAUCGCGUUGAACAGGGCUGUGAAGGAUGAUCCAGACCCCAGACUUGUCGAGCUGCUGCUCAAGUACGGCGCGUCGCCACUGUCCAAUGGCUGUGAGACCUUGACAGAUGCUGCUCAGUUGCUUCUAGUCGAUAUCCUAGCGCUCUUGCUGGAAACUGAGAUCCCACAGAAGGAUGUCUCAUGGACGUUCCAACAAGCCUUUACUCCAGAAACUGCCCCAACUUGGCUGUCAGAGAAGGGGUUCCAGGUCGCAGAGAUGCUUGUAGUGAAAGGUGCGGAAGGAGAGAGCCUCGCUCUCGCACUCACUACGGCCAUUGACGCCUACGGCUCGGAAAACGACGAAAUAGCACGCCAAUUCGCAGCUCUCAUUCUGCAGACCAAAGUUGACGUCAAUUACGAUGAUGGCCUAGUGGUCCAGAAGGCAGCGCAGAAGGCGGAUUCAGAACUUAUCCAGCAGAUUCUCCAUCAGAGGCCCAACUCCCACGCCAUCUCCAUGGCUUUCCCUUACAUCUUUGACGACAGCCUGUCUGAAGAAGACCUGCUCCGCCUUGUGGCCCUGUUCACCGACUACCAUGACGGAGAGGAGAGGCUCGAUGCGAUGUUCUCACAUCCCAAAUUCGAACCAGUCAUGUUUCGCGCGCUCACCAAGUUUCCCCGUUCCGUCAAAAUCGCGCAGGCACUGCUUGACGCUGGCUAUUACCAUGACCAGAUGACGGCGAUCCGGGUAAUGGACGACGUUGAGGAAGAGGAGCAAGUCAGUCUGCUUUUCUGGGCCUUGUUCCAACCCCAAAAGAGGGUUAGCAGUGCCGUCAUUGAGCUCCUCAUCGACCGCGGUGCCAAGGUCAACUUUGAGACCCGUCUGUCAAAGACGACGCCACUCAUGCUGGCCAUACAGCAACGCCGACCUGAUCUGGUAAAGGCUCUGAUACUGGCUGGUGCUGAAGUCGACGUGAUGGAUGCCACCGGCAACACUCCUAUGACUAUGGCGACCCAACUAGGAGGCGACCUCGGCACAUCGAUGAUGUCGAGCAUCCUUGCUGCCGAUCCCACCACCAACGAUGGUUCCUUGCACAACGCCGCGCGGGACCUCAACCUCAAUGCUAUGAAAGUGUUGGUCGAGUACGGCCACGACGUCGACUUCCCCAGCCCGCUCCAUGGAGGCCGCAGCGCCCUCGGCGAGCUAUGCCUGAACGCAGCCCACGCUGGCCCUCUCACGGCGGCACAGGAGAAGCAAAUGGAGAAAGCCAUGGCAUUCCUCAUCAACCACGACUCGGACCUAACCAUCCAAUCCGACGGCAAGUCGGUCCUCCUGCUCGCGCUCCACUCGGCCGACCCCGUCCCGACCACUCGGGCAUUGCUCAAAGUGGGCUUAUGGAAACACAUCAACAAGCCCUACAAUCACUAUACGGACGGCACCUACACCUACUCCGCGUCACAGUACGUGGCGCGCGUGCUCCCCGAGUCAGACGUGCGCCCUCAGCUGCUCGAGCUUCUUAAGGCCAACCGGGCGAUUGAUGUGUACUACGCCAACGACGGCCCGCAGCCCGAAGGCGCCGUCAAUCUCCCGCCCGAACUGUUGCGGGCCGAGCGGGAGCGCCGGGCAAGGGAGGAACGCAUCGCAAGGGAAUCCGAGGAGCACGCCAUGGCGCUGGCACGCACCAAGGAGAUUGCCUCCAUCCACAACCAGAUCUUUAUCGCGCGGGCCGAGCUCGAGGACGCGCGCGCGCGCCGCCAGCGCAGCGACGAGAUCGCCGCCAUCCACGCGCGGCAGGCGGCCGAGGAAUCUGCCUUUGCCGCUGCGCUGCGGCAGCGUAAAGCCGAGCGCGAGGCCGCGAUGCAGCAUGAGCAGCGGCUCACCGAGGCUGGCCUCACGCGUGCCCGGCUUGUGGCCGAGGCCGAGCUGGAAAUGGAGGAGAAGAAGCAGGGCCGCAUGCUCGAGUGGGAGGAGAAAGUGGGCAGGAACCGCGAGCAAAACGCCAAGGCGCUGAGUGCGGUGCGUGUGAGAGAGCGUGAGGCCAUCGAGAGGCUUGAUGCCGCGGCCGAUGCGCGCACGGUGAAGCGGAUUGGCGAGCACAAGAAGUUGGUUGAGAGCCAGGAGAGGCUGGCGGCGAGGUUGGCGGCUGGAGGAGUCGAUCAGAGGAGGCAGAUUGGGUAUGUUACUGGGGAGUUGGACUAG
Molecule: messenger RNA, 5553 nt
Organism: Canariomyces notabilis
Lineage: Eukaryota; Fungi; Ascomycota; Sordariomycetes; Sordariales; Chaetomiaceae
Exons: 2
Coding region: 1-5553 (1850 amino acids)
Molecular function (GO): protein binding
Source: RefSeq, a predicted model, not a curated record